Molecule: messenger RNA, 1041 nt
Organism: Hydatigera taeniaeformis
Lineage: Eukaryota; Metazoa; Platyhelminthes; Cestoda; Cyclophyllidea; Taeniidae
Source: the annotation of a GenBank genome assembly
AUGUAUAGGAAAGCUUGCAGGUGCUCAUAUGCGCCCAUAAUCACUUUCUUAUUAAUAUGUCUCCUCCCCCAGACCGAUCAUCGUAGUCUACAUGAAACCAACAACAUUGAAACACGCCACUUGAAUCAAUUGGAGCCAGUAAAGCAGAAUGUCCCACCGCCAAAUUUGAACCCUGUUGAACUACCGCCUGCUGUGAACAAUGUAGAGGAGACGGCCUCCACGACCAAAAAUCACGGCCUCAUCGGUCUAGCUCUCACCAUGGGCUUCGUGCUCAUGUUCCUGGUGGAUCAUUUGGGCAACGAGGCCUUUGCCCGCCCUCUUUUCUCUGUUUUCCACUGCUUCUGUUGCCAGAGGCGAACUAACGAUUUACUUUUACCUUCGGCGGCUGCUUUAGCGGCGGCAGAGCACAGCGCCUCAACUACUACAAUGGGUUUAGUGGUGCACUCUCUUGCGGACGGACUGGCCAUUGGUGCCGCCUUUGGACUCACUCUUGACCUCACUCUCAUCCUCUUCGCGCCAGCGGCGUUUGGCUUUGUGUCCUUCCUGGUUCAUGAGGGUCUGCCUCGAAAUCGAGUAAAGGUGUACCUCCUAAUAUUUGCCCUUGCCUCACCUGUGGGCGCCCUUCUCACCUAUCUGGUCGUCAGCGCUAACGCCUACGUUGCUGAUCAGCAGGCAGGUUUCUUUCUUCCAUCGACCUGGUUUUUUAAUUACUUUCUGCUGAAUUUUAAUUUUAUUGAUGAGUUGGCACACGAUACCAUUGAUUUAACCUUAUCUCUCAAGGCUCUAUCAAUGGGGGUAGCCAGCACCUCUUCCACUGGUACAGGGUUUGCACUGUUGCUAUCUGGCGGCACUUUUCUCUACGUUGCCACCGCGCACAUUUUGCCCCAUCUGCACACGGAGAAACCCAUUUCCUCAAGCCCUCUCAAUGGGAAUACGCACCACCGCCAUCAGAGUAUCACCACUUUCAAACCCAUCGAGUCGAUCGCCUUUGUCUUCGGCAGCUGCGUGCCUGUCCUCAUCUCCUUCGGCCACUCACAUUAA